UUGUUGUGAUAUGUUGCGAGUACGUCGUCGUGCAGUGCGCACGGUUCAGUUCAACUCGCUUGCAGUUAAGUUGAAUUCCUCGCUAAUUAAAUCACCCUCCCACCGUCACGAUGGCCACUCCUUUGGCAGGAAAGUUAGCUCUGGUGACCGGGGCCGGUUCUGGAAUUGGACGGGCCACAAGCAAACUGUUGGCCCGGGACGGGGCGAUCGUUGUUGCCGUCGAUCGAAACGUACAGGCGGCCCAGGAAACGGUCUCAUCGCUCGCAGCAACCGGUGACAAUGGUGCGUACGAAAUGGAUGUCUCCUCCGGCGAGAGCAUCGAUGAGGUGCUGAAGGCAGUGGUCGCACGGUACAAAAAACCUCCGACGAUCGUCGUCAAUUCGGCGGGCAUUACGCGUGACAACUUUCUGCUGAAAAUGCCCGAAUCCGAUUUCGAUGCGGUGAUAAAUGUGAAUCUGAAGGGUACCUGGCUGGUGCUGCAGCGUUUCGGCCGUGCCAUGAUCGAGCACGAGCUGGCGGGCUCGAUGGUGAACGUAUCGUCGAUCGUGGCUCGCACCGGAAACAUCGGCCAGUCAAACUAUUCGCCCAGCAAGGCAGGCGUCGAGGCUAUGACCAAGGUGGUGGCGCGCGAGUUCGGACGGUACAACAUACGGGUGAAUGCGAUCGUGCCGGGAUUCAUCCACACGCCCAUGACGGGCACGGUGCCGCAGAAGGUGAAAGACAUGAUCAUCAUGCAGUGUGCCUUGCGGCGCUUCGGCAAUCCGGAGGAAAUCGCGGAAGUAGCAGCCUUCCUGGCGUCGGAUAAAAGCAGCUACGUUAACGGUACCUCGAUCGAAGUGACGGGCGGAUAGAUAACUGCUACUACUGCUGGUCAACCGAAAAAUGUCGCCACCCUGCCCCAAAAGGGUUCGCGCGUUUGUAACCGAUACAGGUGUUGCUCAUAGCUCAAAGCUACCUCUUUCACAACGUGCUACCUCUCUCCACGUUUUAGCCAUGCAUUUACACUGUUUUGUAAAACAAAACCUCAACAGCGGAUUUUUCCCAAUAUUUUCCCAAGCAAAUAUUACCAUUCAUGGUUGUGUGUUCAGAAAAAGAAGAACGGAAAAAGGUAAAUAAAAAAUAAUGAUAAUAAUUAUCGUA
Molecule: messenger RNA, 1140 nt
Organism: Anopheles stephensi (Asian malaria mosquito)
Lineage: Eukaryota; Metazoa; Arthropoda; Insecta; Diptera; Culicidae
Product: estradiol 17-beta-dehydrogenase 8
Exons: 3
Coding region: 111-851 (246 amino acids)
Molecular function (GO): oxidoreductase activity, acting on the CH-OH group of donors, NAD or NADP as acceptor
Source: RefSeq, a predicted model, not a curated record